Molecule: messenger RNA, 3943 nt
Organism: Diaporthe batatas
Lineage: Eukaryota; Fungi; Ascomycota; Sordariomycetes; Diaporthales; Diaporthaceae
Exons: 5
Coding region: 402-3470 (1022 amino acids)
Biological process (GO): protein import into nucleus
Cellular component (GO): cytosol; nuclear envelope
Molecular function (GO): small GTPase binding
Source: RefSeq, a predicted model, not a curated record
GGCAGCCAGGGAAAGAGAUCGAGGUGAACGCUUGCUGUAUGGCAAUAUGAACAGGCUGAGCCCUGGCCCAGAACGCGUCUGGAGCCGAUCAAUGCUACGCCCAAACCCAAAUAAAUACUUGCUUGCUUGAAACCCCACCAUACCCAAAAGCUCACCCAGCGCCCAGCGACCCCCCGGUCCCUCCUUUAAGCCCCCAAUCCCCAAAACCUCCCACGCCAGCAGCCCAUCUUGCCAGGCAGACUCGUCCAGCAACCGUACCGCUUGAGUACACCGGCCUAAGCCCGCCAAUAUAACCAAGCAAUCGGCCUGUCAGUCAGUCAGUCAGCCACGCACCCGGACCCCGCAGUCCACGAGCGAGUCUGAGCGACAGAACGAAAAAAAAACAGGCAAGAGCAGCCACCAUGGAGGACCAGCUGGCCCAGCUGCUCGCAAACACCCAGCUCCCCGCCGAAGAGCCUCGAAAACGCGCAGAGCUCGACCUCAAACAUGCCCAGACAAACCCGGCCUUCCCAGUCGCCCUCGCCAACAUCGCCGCCCACAACUCCGUCUCCACAGAAAUCCGCCAGGCCGCCCUGGCAUACCUGCGCCGCUUCAUAGAGCACAACUGGGGCGAGGAGGGCGACGAUGGCGAGGGCCCCCUGGUGCCCAUCCCCGACUCCACCAAGGAGCAGCUGCGUCAGAAGCUGCUGGACCUUGCCCUGAGUGACGAGCCUGAUCGCAAGGUCAAGGCGUCGGUUAGUUAUGCCGUUGGCAAGAUUGCGAACAAUGACUUCCCCGAGAAGUGGCCCUCACUGCUGCCCUCCCUCCUCGACGUCAUAGCCAAUGGCAACGACAUCCGCCUCUACGGUGCCCUCAAGGUCCUGAGCGAUAUCGUCGAGGAGAGCCUGACCGAGGACCAGUUCUUCUCCAUGGCCCGCCCCAUCAUCGACAAUGUCUUUCGCGUCGCCGUCAAUGACGGCCGGAAGCCGACCCUUCGCGCCCUUGCGGUACACGUUUUCCGCGGCUGCUUCGACCUUAUGGACAUGGUGAAGGACGACCAUCCCAAGGAGGUCAAGGGCUUUGCCGAGGAGUCGCUCAAGAAUUGGCUCCCCUUCUUCUCCCAGGUACUCCAGGUGCAACUGCCUGAGAGUUCCGAAGAGGCCCCGCAGCGGGAAUACAGGAACGGCAUUAUCGCCUUCAAGCUCCAGGUGGUCAAGACACUAAUGAAGGUCAAGAGCGUGUUCCCCACACUCCUGCUGCCCCAGAGCACUGCAUUCUUCCAGGCCGCCUGGCACGAGCUCUCGCUCCUCCAGGAAUCUUACAAGUCGAACUACAUAGAUAACGGAAGCCAGGGAAGGCUGGAGGAUUCCGAUGGGCUGCCCUACACCCUCGAUUUCCUGAUUCUGGAAGAACUCGAUUUCCUCAACCAGUGCAUGAGGGCCGCGCCAGUGCAGAAAGAGCUGGAGGCCCAGCUCGGGGCAGGGCCCGCUCAUGAAAUUCCCUGGAUACUGGACCUUAUGAAGCUGCUGGUAGCUUACAGUCGGAUUACUCAUGAGGAGGAAGAAUUAUGGGACAUAGAUGUCUCGCUCUACCUUGCCGAGGAGACUUCGGUGACUGCUAAUUACACGGCGCGUACUGCUUGCGGAGAUCUCCUAAUAAAAGUUGGAGAAUGGCUCCACCAACGAGCGCUGGAAGGCCUCUUCGCAUACACCAAGAGCCAGUUCUCUGGCGAGAAUGACUGGCGCUCGCAGGAGGCAUGUCUGUACCUGUUCAACAUGCUCAUCAGCGACCUGCAAGACCGCUCAGAAGCUGUUCCUCCUGAGGUUGCUCAUGCCCACAUGGACCUGAUUGAUUAUGCCAUCGGCCAAGAGCAGCCCCUCCUUCGCGCUCGAGGCUUUCUCGUUGCUAGUACAUUGGCCCAAAUAUACCCACCCGUUGCUGGGAUCGUUGACAAGACGAUUGAAUCUGUCAGCCGAGACAGCUCGGAGCUUGUCCAAGUCGCUUGCGUCAAGGCCGUUGAAGGGUUUGUCAGCUCUAGCAACGUGCCUGCGGAUCGCCAGGUGCAAAUGCUGGUGGCCAUAAACGGCUUCCUCGAUGGAAAGGACAUGACUGAUCUCAUGGAUGCGGAUGACCUGCUAGUCACUUUGGCUGAGGCGCUCAGAGCAGUCAUUGGCAUCGACCCCAGGGUCACGAUCGCUUCAGACAUCAAGUCGAUUGACUUGCUGUUCCUGAUAGCUAAGCACGGUGCAUCAAACUUUCAAGUCACGGUUCUAGUGUGUGAGGCAUUCGAGGAGCUUGUGCAGAGCCUUUCAGACUCGGCAUCUUACGCAGCUCUGUGCGCCAAGGUCUUGCCGACUAUCACUGGGGCCUUUAACGUUGCGGAUAUGACCUCGGACGAUCCACUUCUCACCCUGGCCUGCGAGCUCCUGGUACCAAUCGUCCAGAACGGGUCUGAACCCUUGCCCGCGGGCUUUGUGGCCGCGACUUUACCCAAGGUGAAGAACAUGCUGCUGCAGUCUCCAGAGGGCGAGGUCCUGCGGCCUGGCGCUGAAGCGAUCAAGUACAUGUUGAUGCACGACCAUCACCAGGUUCUCGGCUGGCAUGAUGAGAAUGGUCAGUCUGGGUUGGAGACAUGCCUCAUCAUAAUUGACCGACUCCUGGGUCCUAAUAUCGAGGACAACGCGGCCUCCGAGGUUGGCGGCCUUGCUGCAGAGCUUGUGGAGAAGGCAGGCCCCGAGCGUCUCGGCCCCUAUCUGGAAAAACUGUUGCAGGCGGUGGCGAACCGACUGGCGACCGCCGAGGCUGCCCCUUUCAUCCAGUCCCUGAUUAUUGUCUUCGCCCGUCUGUCCCUGAUGCAAGCGGGUGACGUUGUACAGUUCCUCAGCAACAUUGAUGUCGGAGGACACAACGGCCUGCAGGUGGUGCUGAGCAAGUGGCUGGAGAACUCUGUCAACUUUGCAGGCUACGACGAGAUCCGACAGAAUGUCAUCGCCCUCUCGAAGCUGUACUCGCUUAACGAUGCACGCCUUGCUCAAACCAUGGUCAAGGGCGAUCUCAUCAUGCAGCCUAGCGACGGCAGGAUAAUGACGCGGUCGCGGGCCAAGCAGAACCCAGACCAGUACACCCUGAUUCCCGCAACUCUGAAGAUACUCAAAGUCCUGAUCGAAGAACUGAUCUCAGCGUCCGGUGUUCAGGGCGCGGCCAACGCUGCCGCGGCGGCGGCGGCGGAGUUUGCUGACGCGGAUGAGGACGAUGGUGAUGAGGGUUGGGAAGACGAGUUCGACACCGUGGGGCUGGGGGCCAAUGCACAGACUCUGAUGAACCUAGCCGAGGGUGCCAACAGCAGGAUGCGGGAUGACGAGACGCAGCAGUACCUCUCUGAGUUCUUCGUGCGCGCUGCGAGAGAGAACAUUGCUGACUUCCAAAACUGGUACGGCAUGCUUACGGACGAUGAGAAGAAUAAGUUGAAUGAGCUGGCAACGGCUCAGUAAGGAGUUGAGUGCUCAGGCGAAGGAAUGGAGGACACAUUAUAGAAGCUGGGAGGUUGUGUUGGAGUUAUUCCAAGUUAAAUCCCUCCCCCGAGACCACCUACCACCAAAGCCCGUUUGGCCGUCGUUCCAGAGGCAAGUUCGGAUACCAUCGCCAAUCGCGCCAGUUCUAGGUGGAAUGUUGGAGAUAAAAUAGCUAUGGGUGGAAAGAUUAUCAUUGUUACUGUGGCACUUUUUUGUUUUGUCGAUACCUACUCUCUUCAACCUCAUGCACAGAUAUUCCCAAGACAUUGUGAGCACAGCCCCCACAAACUCACUUUCUGAUCUCUUUUACACACCGGUAAAUACAUGUGGUCCUGCUUGCUUGGAAGGGACCGGGAAAAUAAAAGUAGAUAAGGCCGUGCCAUUGCUAUGGCCAAUAUGAUACUGGUUUCGCCGAGUAUCUCAUUCGUGACGCCCAAUGUUGACAUAGGAAG